Messenger RNA from Penicillium riverlandense, 591 nucleotides. RefSeq lists its product as uncharacterized. Bases 1 to 591 code for a protein of 196 amino acids. The record is from RefSeq and is a predicted model, not a curated record. The transcript has a single exon. NCBI's taxonomy places the organism in Eukaryota, Fungi, Ascomycota, Eurotiomycetes, Eurotiales, Aspergillaceae.
AUGCAGUUCAAGCUCCUCGCCACCUUCCUUCUGUCCUCGGCGGCCCUGGCCUCUGCCUCCGAGGCAACCAUCACCGGCUCUUCCGAUUCCUUCGAAACGAACCCGGACAGCAGCUCCUUGGCCCUCCCCAAAAUCCCGCACUCUAUUCUCACGGCCCUGGAAACCGCCGUCCCGCCCUCAUGGUUCACCGAUAUGAUGAAACCCCAGUUCCGCUCUUCCGUCGAGAGUGAAGCCCAGGCUGGCACCAUGCCGGCUUGGUACAAUGCACUGCCUAGCAGUGUCAAGGCCUGGGCUUCGUCCGAGGGUGCCAUGCUGAACGGCUUCCUCGGCUCUGAACAGACUUCUGCGGUUGUCGGCGCGACUUCUUCCAAUGCUCCUGCUACUGGCGUUCCUGCGCACAAUACUGCUUCUACCAUGAGCACUACUAUGAGCACCGCGGCGGCGAAUAAAACCGGUGCCUCCGGCACUAAGAAGUCGACUCCUUCGUCUUCGACUUCGACUUCGACUGGUGGCGCUCCGAUUGCUACUGGCGGUGUUGCUGCGAGCAUUGCUGGCGCGGCUGGUAUCCUUGGACUGGCCCUGGCUCUGUAG